This is a messenger RNA of Apis cerana (Asiatic honeybee), 13782 nucleotides long. RefSeq lists its product as uncharacterized. Gene Ontology annotation, molecular function: calcium ion binding; protein phosphatase regulator activity. Gene Ontology annotation, biological process: protein dephosphorylation. Gene Ontology annotation, cellular component: protein phosphatase type 2A complex. NCBI's taxonomy places the organism in Eukaryota, Metazoa, Arthropoda, Insecta, Hymenoptera, Apidae. The record is from RefSeq and is a predicted model, not a curated record.
CCACGUUUAUUAAUCCGCUCUUCUUAUUCUUCUUACUCUUCGAACAAUCGUAUUGGACGCUAUUAUUCGACGUGACUUCGUGAUGAAUAGAGCGCACGUAUAGCUCCAAGUAUCGGACAGAGUUGUCGCUCUUUUCUGUCGCGCUGCCGCUCAGUCGGUGUCGCGCGAUCGUGCAACGCGUAUCGACGAUUCACGCUCGUCUUGUAUCUCUCGGGAUUAUUUCUCGAUUUUAACCCCUUCGUUGUGUUACUGGUGUGCACUGUGGAAUUUUAAAACUUUACGAGGAAAGUGGAUCAUGGAAUAGGAAUAGAUCGAAGGGGGAAAAGAAUCAAAGAAGACUCGAUCACGUUUUGAACGAGAAUUCGGAAGGAGAUUUGGAAGAUCUCUACGAGAGGAGAAGAAAAAUUUGUAAAUUUUUGCUCAGUGCGGAGUGAUGUGGUUCGAGCGUGGAUUUUAGAAAAGUGGACGAAGUAUUACCUCGAUGCCAAUUUUAUUUUUAACCCUUUGAAAGCGGCAGUUGAAUGGGAGAGCCGCGUCACGAAACGGAGAUAUUCUAUUAUAUCUGAAUGGAGGAAGCGCGUCCGCGGUUUGGAGAAGGAAGAUAUCGAAAGAUUCAAAGGAGCACGGUGGAACUUCUUUUUUUUUUAUCUCGUGUUUAAAAAAAACCUUUUGUCCGUUUAUUAAUUAAUAGUCGCCAUUCUUCCCACUCGACAUAAACGUUCGACAAUUUCGAGUCUGAAUUUGAAGCGAGGAAUUAGCAAGGUAAUUGAAUCGUUAAAUUUUUUAUUAUUCGUGCUAAUCUCGUUCCGAGAAAUCUAUUCGUUCGAAUAAGUGUUUGGAGGAUAACGAUUUCGAGCAAUUUAUAUCUUCGAAAGAGUUCAACCGGUCGACCACCGAGGUUGUUCGCCAGGUUACAAUUUUAGAAGCGGACAGAUAGAAAGAAGGAUUGUACGCCGCGGGUAUCGUGGAUCCGAGAUUCGACAUAAGACGAUUCCCGCCCAGAAUACGGCGGUUCGAUUUCGCGUACGAGAGAAUUCUCGUGGCCAGAAAUAAAUUUGACCGUAAGUGAGCGGGUAUCUCGGUGUCGACGAUCGAUUCUGUUCGAGUAUUGACUCGAGGCAACGUGACAAAUACCUUUCUUACAAUAGCGCGACAACUCGAUUUAACAUUUAUGGAUGCGACGUCAAUCAAUUUUAAUUCAGCAUUAACGUUGAUUAAAAUUUCAUAAGUAUUUUUCGCGAAGAGGAAAAAAAACGUCGUCGCGUAUAAUUUUAACAGGUCGAUUAUUAAACUUGUGACGAUGUUUCGACGAUUCAUUCUCAGAGUAUUCGAAUAUUUCUUCUUCUUUUUUUUUUUUUUUCUUUUUUUAUCAGACCACUAGUCGAACAUUUCUAGUAUUUACUCGAAACUUUUAAUCGUUCCCUCGUAGAUCCUGCGUUCGAAUGUUCGCAUCACGUCUAAUAUUACAGGACGAACCGAAAUAAACUUUGCACGAGUGCAUACGGUAGUCCACGUACCUAUUCAUCACACUUGCGCAUAGACGUAUACGUAUAUAGAAAGCACGAUCCACGCGCAAAAGUGGACCGUCAGAAACAUACAUUGCCACCUCAUCGCACGCGACACGCUUGCUUAUUUGCAAAACUGUGACUCGUUUAUCGGGUAUUAUCGCGAGUGGCGAUGAUAGGUCGGCCCGGUUGUUCCUUCGAGUUUCCAUUCGAAUAAUCAAUUUCCGUAAAACUUUUCCUGUAUCGUCGUUCCGUUGGAAAACCGAUUGAAAGUUAUAUAAAAUUAUCCCGUUACUAUUAUUAUCGCGUUACUGAUUGACAACAGCAACGAUAUGACGAAACGCGUAAAAGCUUAUCUCUAAAGAGUUAAUAGAAAAAUUAACGAUACCGGAGGAAAAGAAGAUUGCAAAAGUCGAAACUGUUUUUUUAUUAUUGCUCUCGACGGAUUGUGUAAUGCCAUUAAGAGAAGAAGACUUCUUAGGCGGAAAUAGCGUCGUUUGUCAUCACCGUGCUGCUUGUUUUAAGCUGGCAACCGAUCAAUCGGCCAUUACGUUUUUUUUAAUUUAUUAUUGACGCGGUUUUUUAAUCGGGAACCGAUGUUAAAAGACAUACCUCCGUCUACAACCCGUGUUAUUCCAACCAUUUAAACGGCCUGAAAUACACGAAACUUUUAACGGUACGGAGAAGAGUUUCGACGUGUUGUCGAAACUUGAAAACGCGUCCGAACAUUCAUCCGAUUCGUCGAUUUAUCGAAAAGUUUCCCUGUAAAUUUAAGCAUUACACGUUCUCUUUCCGUCAUCCUCCAUGAUAAUCGCAUAUAUCCUCUUCUUUCCGCUUAUCGAAGUAAAACUCGACGACACGAAGAGCAAGUUUGAGUCAAUCUAAGAAAGUAAGAAUCAGAGAUGGAAAGAUAGGAAAUGAUAGAUAUUAAAUAUUUUAUUUAUGGAAUUUCAUAAUUACUAAACUUUGUUUUCACCGGAUUUCACUUUAUUCUUCUUUUCACACGAUGAUAAUCGUGAUUCGUAAUGUAAAAUUUGACUUCACCAACGAGUUUCCAAUGUUGAUCCGAUCGGCUUAUUCUCGAUUCCUCGUGUUUCCCCUCCGAGAAGGGAAUGUGACGAGCAGGGAGCAAUGAAGAAUUUAAUAUAACGGCCGAGGCUGUGGACGGAUGGAUGACGACGGAGAACGACGAUGUUGUUAAGCCUAAAAACUGUUUCGAGUUCGCGACGAAUUCUUGAGGAAAAUACGGGGGAAGGCGAGAGGGCCCAGUGAGCGACUUUUCGACCGUCUAUUUCGAGAGACGAAAACGCGCAAACCCUCGUGGUGAUCGUUUUACAUAUUAUCACGAUUCCAUCUGCGUACGCGGGUUUUCGCGUUGACCGCGAGAACUGGAGGCUCGUGCAGCCUUGGAAUUAAGUAAACUAUCGUUUCUCGUAACACCGCCAAUUUCUCUCCUUUGCAUAUUUGUGAUACGGACGUUCUUACGCGGAAGAUUUCUUCGACGAAAUUUAUCCAAUUUGUUCAAUGUUCCUGAUAUCGGAAUUUGUUUGUUACAGAAGCGGGUAUUGUUGAUACGAUGAAUCGAGAUAUCGAGAUAUUAAUACUAUCACAAGUGAAAAUAUUGAUAAGUGACGUCGAAAACUUUUAUAUCGUCGAUACUUUUCCAAGCGAUUCUGAUAUAUAUAUGUAUAUAAAUCGAAUAAUUGACGUAGAUUGAUGCCAGGAAUCGAUAGGCCGUAUCAGUGAAAAAUACACGGUUAUCCUUGAAAUCGAUUUUUCCUUCUCUUUCGCACGUCGCAUUAAGAAGUUAUUUAUAACGACGUCCCUUCUUGUCUCGGUCUGUGAAACCGUCUGAACUAAUUUCCUUCUCUGCGAUCACACCUCGAUCUGUAUUCUUUCCAGGGAAAAGUGGGACGAUGCCCACUUUUCCCUCGAUGAUAAGCAAAUUAAAGGUUUGCUCGAGACGCAUCGAUGCGUUUUAGUCGAGUUUGUAGGGAAAGUAAUUAAGACGAAUAACCGUAUUUACGAACAAUUUCACGAUUAUCGUGAUCUGAGAAAUCUGCCUCUGAUUAAAACAUUAGCAAACUGCUUCUCCGUCUCUUCUUAAAUACGCUUAUAAUUUAAUUCCAUCCCAAGAAUAACGACGAACCGAUCCUUCUCUGAUCCGAGUGACGAACGUCCGUCCAUUUUCAUUUUUCAUGAAAAUUACUGUGGAACAAGGAGAAUAUAAAUAAAAAAGGGGGAAAAAAACACGAGAUAAUUGCAUACUCGCGGAAACCCAACGUUCCGUGUAGUUGCAAUGGUUCCGAUCACGGGAUUGACACCGUUUACAGCGUAUCGAUAUUGGCUCGGCCGCUAUUUUUAGUGGGCCGUAUCGUAUUCUAACGAUGCAAACCGCAAACGUGACCGAGUUAUGCGACGUUGAGAGUCCCUUCUACGUAGAAACGAAGCGUGCACACGGCUACGUGACAAGCUCACACGCGGCCCAUUACGAUAUAUACACUUAUCAGUCAACAAUGUCCGAUCGCGGUCGUACAUGCCGUCGAUCGUUCGAUGCUCGUCGAUUAUCCGAUCCUCUUUUGGAACCGUUCCAGGGAACGAUCGAGUUCCAUCCGAGAACUCGCGUCGAACACGUCGAAUCCAAAUUUCGAAUCCAAAUUGGUCGCGCGCGUCGUUGGAAGGCUGUGAUUGGCGGUCCCAUCUUUUCGCGCGAACCGUUCGAACGAGCGAUUCGAAAGAACGAUUGAUACGAGGCGCGCGUGGGUGUCCCAGUUCGAGGUGGCGGAUAAUAUAACGUUCGCUACGUUUGUGAUCUUGUUUCUAAGCAGUACGGAGUAAUAAUGUCGUUUACGAUAUUGUUUUCCAGUUGUCUCCAGAUGGAUUGGAAAAAGUAGGUGGUGCCGUUAUCACAGGCUCGAGCGAUUCAGAUAUCGGUAGGAAAUAGGCAAGGUUGUUGUGCACAGGUCGCUGAUUCACGUUUCGCGAAAUGGUGGGCGGAAAUCAGGUCGAGGGAAAUAUACUUUAUUUUUAUUGAUGCAACGUUCAUGGAUCCGCGUACAUGUUUCAAAACAUUAGACAAUCCGCCCAUGAGAAUAUUCGUUUUUGAAGGUUACAUCAUAUUCCUGUAAAGAAUUUAUAUACUUUUCGCCAUUGCGUCACCUCACCUAGAUAUAUUUAGAGUGGUAUCUACUGCGAUCUCUAGGAUCUUAGCUAGCCGAAGGUUAGGAAAAUAUAUGACGGUGAUUACGAGACACAUUCUUUGUUCUUCAACUUCGAUCGUGAAACGAAAUCGCGGCUCGUUCCGACUAUUUCGUUGCUUAUCACACGUGCGCUCGGUGAAGGAACCGAGACCCGUGCGCGCACUCGUGAUUUAUAGAAACAAAUAUUUGUGCCCGACAUACGAUACAGAUACUUGCAAACUUGGUGACUAAAAAAAAAAAAGAAAUUUAUUCGAGUGAAAGUAGCGAGGAUCGUUAAGCGAUCAUUGACAUUUAUAGGAUGGGUUUCGACAAUCUUUUACAGGCAAACUCUAUUUUCUUUAUUGACCAACUCUAAUAACACAACCGAUAGUUUAAGACUUAACACAGAACUCGACGAAGAUAAGUUGUCGUCGAUUAGAGAAACACAAAUAAAUUUUGAAAGGAAUAGUGCGUCCAAUCUAAUAUAAGAAGAUACAACUGGUAUUCGAUCAAUAACAGAACUUUGAAUUAAGAACAUUCCGAUUUUUUUUAAACUUUGAAGAUUUAGAGGGAUCUACAAUUUUUUACUAUUAUUAUUAUUAUUAUUAUUAUUAUUAUUAUUUGAUUUUUCAGGAUGAAAAGAUUCUUUAAACGUUAAUUUGGGCUUUCUUCUUUUCCAAUCGAAUAUCUUUAUUAAAAAGAAUGAAAAGUGAAAGAUGAAAGUUUUUUAUAUGCUGUUAAAAUACUUGUGCAAAGUUUAAAUAAAAAAACGUUCUCGUAUUACCACUCUUGUAUCAAGAAAAUUUUACUUCUUUACGAAAUCAUUAAAGAAUAUACGAAACUUCUACUACAAAACUAAAACACUACGGAAAUAGAUAAAACGACAAUGGAAUAUUUUAAUAAUAUUAACAGAUACGUAUGUAGAUCGCACUUGGUGCUCUUCGAACCGAUCCGUUAUCAGUUAUUUACCAUUCUUUAUUUAUUUCAAUAAUAAUAACUCGAAGAAUCAAUAUUAAAACAUUUGAAAAAGAAAUCGGAAUGUUGAGCGUCCUCGAAGAAAUAUAUCGUACGAUCGUUAUUAUUUAAAAGGAAAGAAUUUAACUUAAUUUAUAUUGCAUCGAAAGUCUCUCAUUAUUGAAAGUGGGGAACGCGUGACAGUGAUUUGGCGGAAAAGACGGACGUGACAGGGACAAGACCUCCAUCAACGGAAAUAGAAAGCACGAAUUCUCGUCGCGACGAUUUACGUAAAAGCAGGAGGAGGACGUUGGGAUAUCUCUCGCCGACGUUUUCUCCGUAUUCCAGCGAGGUCUUUGACAACGUGGCACAGGGGCAGAAUGCGGGAUAACGUUUUAAGAAUGAUGGUCGGUUAGUUGCCAAACGUACGAUGUCCACUCGGAGACAAAGAAAGAUCCACACCGGGAAUACAAAUUUCCUUCCCCCCCUCCCCCUGCUGGGUACGGUGGAAAAGGGCGGGAGGGGAGGGAGAACGUGAGAUCGCGGUGUCCGAUGCUCGUGGUGUACAUCGAGGAACGCAAAGAUGUAGCUCGAUCGACCGUCGCCGUCGCGUGAUCAUCAAGAAUCGAAUACCACCGCGGUAACAGUGGACAUACUUAUCUAUAAUUAAACUAUAUAAUGCUGACAGUGUACCCCGAACGUGAACACUUACUCUCGCGUUGAAUACCAGUUGAGCAGUUCGAAUCUCUACAAAGAGCAAACAACGAUCUCCUCGUAUUCGAUGCCUGCUAAAAUAAUACUCGGCUUUUGAACGUUGGAAGAAAGGAUCGGUCGUCGAAAAAAGAAAAAACGAAAAAGAAGAGGAAUAAUCCAGAAGGAAUUGGAGGAUGGGGGGACACGCAGAGGGAGCGAGGAUCGCGUGGUCAGUGGCACGGCUUCCGUCGUGGCCGUGGAGAACGAGAUUCUUAGGCCAGCUGGCCUGAGAUAUGCCAGCAGCAACAGAGCUCGUAAUCACGGAACCAUCGAGAGCGAUAUCAUCCUCGUCAUCGUCAUCCUCGUCCUCAUCGUCAUCGAGGCUGAGAACGGAAACGGCGGUAUCGAGGUGUUCUGGGGGUGUCGCUGGCCGACAGCUGGCGGUAGAGAUCGAGACGAUCGAGCGCCGGGUCUGCGCGACCCGACGCGACCUCUUCGUGCCCGUGACCGUCGACCCUCGGCCCAGUCGGGCCGUCCACUGUCCAGAUCUAAACGCCUGUUUGGUGAACGAGUCCCGAUCCGGCCGCGACCAGGUCGAUUGCCAGGCGAUUCACUUCGGUUACGCGAUCCCCGUGAACGUGGUCCCCCUGGGAACCGAUCCACGGCUCGCCGAGCUCGUCUUGGACCACUCGACCGAGUUGAGCAGACGUGCCGCGAGCUUCUUGCUUGAGCACCAUCCUCAGCUGCGUCAGCAGCGGCAGACGCAGCAGGAACGUUGUCCAAGCAUGGCGGCAACCGCGAAGCACGAUCUGCGACAGAAAUUCCCGACGGACACCUCGACGUCCGGUGACGAGGACAUCGCGGCGAUCGCGAAACAGAUCAGCGACCACGCGGAGGCCAUCUAUCAGACUUGGAAGAGUCGUGGGUUAGCCCCUACCGAGAUAUUGAACUGUCAUAGCAAUGCUACGGCAGCGGACAAGUUCGGAAGCGCUCUCACGCCGAGUUCCGCGUCGAACAGCGCCAACAAUACUGGGAAAAGCUCGCCCACCACCGGUGCACCCGCCACGGCGGCGGUUGAUAUACUGACCCAGACGCCGAAUCUCGAUAACGGUAAUUUGGAGAAGCUGGUGAACAAUUUCGUGGUGGAGGACAAAGCCAGGUUAGCCGCGUCGAGGCAGAGGUCGCCGUCAAAGACUCUACCCUCGUCGAUACAGUUCGCGCUAGAGAAGUUCGAGAAGAACUCGAUGCAGCAACAGCAGCAACAAUCGCAGACCUCUCCCUUGAAGAGCAGUAACGUCGGUGGCAGCAGCCAGGGGAAGCCGAAGCAAGGAACCAUCCUGUUGUCCCCGACUUCCCCGUUCACGAACAAACCUUCGCAGAUAGUGAAGCCUCAGGUUUCCCCGAAAACGCCCGGCGCGCAUCAUCGGGAAGUGUUUUUGGAAACUAUAGAGACCACUUUCCCCGCGGAUAUCACGCCGUCGAAGAUCGUGGUGCAGCAAAAGAGGCCAGCGAGCACGGUGAUCACCUCUCCCACCGCUUCCUCCAACCUCGACGAUUCUUCGACGAAUUCAGGUUUGACCACUUGGCCCCUGAAGAACAAGUUGAACGACAAUAAAAGAAUAACGGAUCCUUGUAGAUCGCCGCAACAGGAGAGCAAAUCGUUGACGAGCAAGGAGGAAAAGAGGAACAGCGGUUCUAAUUCGAGCGCGUACCUGGACGAGGUUGCGCGCGAGGAGGAAAGACUGAUAAACGCUCUGAAGACGGGCUCGGUGAUCACGGAGGAGCCCGUGGAGAGGACGGUGCCCCUCACUCGUCAGAAACCCGCUAUCAAGAGGGAGAAACCGAAGGUGGAGCCCGUUAAACCGAUAAUCAUCGGUCACAAUCAUCAUGGAGGGGGCCUGGUUCCCGCUUCCGCUGCUAUGGUGAACAACGUGACGUCCACCGGGACACCGGGAACCAACACUAGUGCAACGCAGUCAGACGCAGUGAAAUCUCUGAGCAAGGAUGAUCUGUCCAACAUGUCAGUGGUGGAUUACGCGAAAGUCAGGUACAGAGCGGCUCAGCAAAAUCCUCCGACUCAACAGAGGUUGGAGGAGCAGAGGACGAACAACAACAGUUUCAAUUCCACGGAGCAGUUGGUGUCGACCACGAGGUCUAAAUUCGAAACGGAGAUACAAAAGGACAAGGAAGCGAGUAAAGAGGAGAAGGAUCCUGUCACGUCUAGAUGGGGCCCUAGAAUCAAUUCACCUAGACCAAGAAUCGAGCAAGUACCUCAUCCGGAAUUGACCACCCAACAGAAGCAGCACAUUAGAGCUGCCGCCGCAACUGGUACCGGGAACAAUCCUAUCAGACCGUUUUUAACCAGGGGAUCGGUCGCUGAACGCGUUCUGAUCUUCGAGAAGUGCCCGAGUGAGCUGUUGCUCGACAAACGGGGGCCGCGACAACCGGCCAUCAACACUUGGAGAACGGGACACGAGGUUCAAAACAAGGCUCAGACGUACGCGAAAGACAAGACACAGCAAAAGAGCUUGCCACCGCACACGACACUCCAGAGGCACGUGAAAGCGAACAGAAACGUUCACAUACCACGAUUUUACUUUCCCGGAGGAAAACCUUUGCCGUUAUCGCAAGUGGAAGCAACUAUCGCGAGGAUCACCGCCGCUUUUCAAGCCCUUCCCGGCCAUCGUGCGUCUCGAGCCCAAUUUCACACUAUUACGAAGGCAUGCGACUUGCCGCUCUAUUGGAAAGUGCCGCUUUUCCUCGCGGCUGGCGGAGAUCAGACCGGCUACGUUGAGAUGAACGCGUUCCUUGAUUUUUGGAAGGAAGAAAUAUCGAACACCCACCACGACGCGGCGAGCAAGUUUAUUCGAAUCACAACCCGGGGCCAGAGGAACAAUAUACUGCCGGAGGAUUUGAUACCCCUGGUGCAAGACGUGGUCGAGACCCAUCCCGGUUUAACUUUUCUCAAAGAGGCUACUGAGUUCCAUUCACGCUACGUACACACGGUGAUCGCUAGGAUAUUUUACUGCGUGAAUCGAAGCUGGAGCGGAAGGAUUUCCGUGGCGGAGUUGCGAAGAAGCAAUCUGCUCUCGGUGAUCGCGAUCCUCGAGCACGAGGAAGAUAUCAAUCAAGUAACGGCUUACUUCAGCUAUGAGCAUUUCUAUGUGAUCUACUGCAAGUUCUGGGAGCUCGAUCGUGAUCACGAUCUUUUCAUCGACAAGACGGAUCUCACAAAACAUAACGAUCACGCUCUUUCCAAACGUAUGAUCGCGAGAAUAUUCAGUGGUGCAGUGACCAGGGGCGGCGUGAAAAGCGGAAACGGGGUUCAACAGUCCCAGGAUAAAAUGAGUUACACGGAAUUUGUGUGGUUCUUGUUAAGCGAAGAGGACAAAAACCAUCCGACCGCUAUUGAAUAUUGGUUCAGGUGCAUGGAUCUCGAUGGUGAUGGAUAUUUGUCGAUGUACGAAUUGGAAUAUUUUUACGAAGAGCAGUUGCAUCGUAUGGAGGCGAUUGGAUUGGAGACGUUACCUUUCGAGGAUUGCCUCUGUCAGAUGUUAGAUAUGAUCAAGCCGGAAAAAUCGGGAAAAAUAUCUCUAAGCGACUUGAAAAAGUGUAAAAUGACCUCGAUCUUCUUCGACACGUUCUUCAACCUCGAAAAGUACCUGGAUCACGAGCAGAGAGAUCCUUUUGCAUCUGCCAGAGAACAUGACCCCGAUGGUCACGAGCUGUCAGAUUGGGACCGAUUCGCAGCAGAGGAGUACGAAUUGUUGGUCACCGAAGAGAGUGGUAACGAACAAAAUGAACAAAUGCCAAACGAUUCCAUAUCGGAGAAUGCGUUUUCUCCAAAUUUGGAGAUUCUGGAUGGUGAAUCCGUGGACAUAGUUCAAGGCACAGAUAUCCAAUUUAAAGGAUAUUCUGAUGAUAUAUCUACAAUUAAUCCAUUGGACUCUAUUCAUCAGCAGUCGAAGAACCAAUAUUAUGACAGUGGUGAUAGCGACGAUUAUGCUGAGAGUGAUAAUUGAAUAAAUAAGGGAAAGUUGAACGUUAUUCGGAAAGAGAAAGCAAAGAAAGAGGGAAAUUAUCUCUAGACGGAAUUUAGUAGUUUAAAUGCGUAGUUGUUUUCUAUGUAGUAAGAGUGUCGUGUAAUCUUUUUGUGAACAGUCGUAUAUUAUGAUAAAAUGUUUCUCGGUGAAUUAUUCAAUACGAAUCCAUUCGGUGAUCUAGUCUGUGUAGAAUGACUUCUUUAAAGUACAAAAACAUUCAUGAAUAAUUGAUAUUCUAUCUUAUAUUUAAGUAUUACUUUAAAAAGAUAUCGAUGAAAUAGAACUUUGGAUGUUUUUUAAAUAUUAAACAAUUUUUAAUUGUUUGAGCUUAAAAAAACAUAACGAAACGAAAAUAUCACAGGAUCCUGUUUGAAGCAGAGAAGCUUUGAUAUCACCGAAUCGAUCCGUAACUAUGAAUAGUAGUCGAGAAGAAGAUUCAGGCCACGGCACGACGAUGUGUGAUAAGCAAGCGUCAUUGUUCAAUCUCUUUAUGAUAUACAUAUUGUGUACUUCACGUUGUAAAUAGACAGUAAAUCACGAAUCCUUAUUUUUACUUAAUGCGAGAAAAUCACUUGAAAAAAAUGCGAGUCUUUCAAUUGCUGCAGCCAUUUUUAAAAAUCGAUUAAAAAUAGUUCUAGAAAUUUAACAAAAAUUCAAUCAAUUAAUUAUUUUGACAAAUUAUUUUCUUUUAAUUCAAAAGAAAUAAUUUUUUAGUCUAAAAAAAAAAAAGAAAAGAAAAAGAAAAAAUUAAAUUGUUUGUAAGAACACGUUUCUCUAAAAGAAAACUUCUAGGCUGCAACAAAUGGAAAUUGCGUGUCAAAAGAUUCAUAAUCGUUGGAUUUGCGAGUAAGGGGUAUUAUUACCCUAUGUAAUCAUCUUGUAAGUCAUAGUGUUACUGUACGCAAAAUAUUGCACGCAAGAAACGUUCUAAGGAUCGAGUGAGAUUGUAUCAGUAAAGUAUUCUUCCAAUUCGAUCCGUUAUAAUAUUCAUAAAGUGGGAUGUAUCCUGUUUUUCGAACGUUGCAGACUAUGAUCUAUGAUUGCUGUUUCUUUUCCACGUGUUUGCAGGUAAUUUCUUAUGAAAUGAUGAAAACAAGCCAAAGAUGAGACGUGUUCCAUUACCUUCAACACGAAGGUACAAAGGAAAAUGAAGAAACAAAGAAACUAUGAACGCAGAUGCUGCUAUAAAUGAUGAAACGUCGUCCUUUCCAACUAAGUGACAUUUGUUUCGAGAUUCAAAGGGAUUUUGUGAAAUUUCCCUUUAAGUGUUGGACGAGUGGACAUAAUUUUUUAUAAGUUAAAGCUUUAUAGUGUUCUCCUCAAAACGAUGCAUUCUGAAUAUCAUUGUUUUUCUUCUUCCUCUUUUUUUUUUUUUUUAAAUUACUUCGAUCGAGAUUUUAUGUAAUUUUUAACUUGUUAUUAAGAAAUUAUUGUGGUUUAAAGUAUGUAAGUCUCCGAUGAUAAAUGCAAGGAGAUCCUAUUUUUAGAUUCCUUUUCGUUGGGAAAACACGAUGAAGAACGUAUGCGUUUCUAGACGAUUGUUGAAGAGCGUGUGGUGAGAUUUUGUUGAAAGUGUCUACUGCCACAGCAAAGGACUCUUAAAACGCGGUUCGACAUAAUCUAAGUUACAACAUUGAAGAUCAGAAGUUGUACCCUCUUAUUUUUAAACAUCUCUUAUAUACGUUUUAAUUGUUACUGUUAUAUUAAUUGCUCAUCAGAUUUUAUUUCUGCGUGAAUUCUACGACUUGUUAUUUCAUUAAAUAAUAAUUAUACGACUGGUAUAUUGUUAUUUUUAAUUGAUAAAAAUGAAAGUACUCCGAGAAAUAUAGGGUACAAUUGAUUUACAAGAAUCCGCUUGAGCCGCCAAGACUGCUGGAAUGUAUAUAUUAAUUUCGUCUUCGAGAUUUAUUUUAACGACGUAUAUAUAUAAUAAUAUACUCUAGUCGAAAUGUGUGCUAUAAUUCACAUAAUGAAGACCACGUGUGAGAUGGCGAGUUAAUUUUAGAUCUAUUUCGUGUUAUUUGUUAAUUAAACAGUGUUAAAUUGCAAACAAUGUAAAUUGCAUUGGUGAAAAAUUCUUUGUCGUAAAGGAUAUUUAAUCCUGGACCAUAUUACAAAUAAUCACUUUCAAUAUUAAGCUUGGAGAAAUUCUAGAGAAUUUACCAAAAUAAAUUCAUAAAUAAUUCAAUGAUAAUAAAUACAUAUCGAAAAUCGCAUGGAUUGAUUGAAUGUUCUAUACUUAAAUAUUUGCAUUAAAAGAGAUAAUGCUCAGAUCGAUAUUUUUAAAAUAUAGUUAAAUUAUUCUUAUUGCCGUUACAUAUCUGUUCACUUGAUUAUGUAAAUUAGCUGUUUUAAGAACCGCUUUUUAAACUGUCUAAUCAAAAAUUCGUGUUUAUCACGUUUCAAUAUUAAAAAUACAUGUUCCUUUACGUCGAUGAAUUUUCACAAUUAGCAAAAAGAAAUGAAUAAAAUGAUAAUGAAAUAGUUAUUCGAUAGGAAAAUCUCUUCCAAAAUGGAAUUCGUGAAUUUCGUCGCAAUAUUUUUAAGGAUAAAUAACCUUUUAUUUGGUAAUUUAUUUAUUAAGUUAAUAUCAUUCGAUAUUUUAUCAUUAAAAAAGACAGGUUAUUUUUAAUAAAAAAGAAGAUUUAAAACUUUCAAUUGUAUUUUUAAGAAUGCAAAUUCAGAAAAUGAUUAUAAAUAAAACUCUCCAAAUAAAAGGUUGAUGUUUAAAGUUAUUUAAUUUAAUUAAUUUUUACUAGAGCUUUCCAAAUAAAAGAUUGAUGUUUAAAGUUAUUUAAUUUCUCCAUUGCGUUAUCGCAUCAAGAGAAUGGUUUUUUUGCGAGUGAUCGCUUUUGUUGACUGUCCAAAGAUGUAACUAUUAACACUUACAGUAUAUAUCUUUUAUAUAGCUUAUAAUUUUUUUAAUAUAUAUAUAUAUAUAUAUAUAUAUACAUAUAUGUAUAUGUAUGUAUAUGAGCAUAUCACUUGGUAAAAUUUCGUUGUGACAAUGUAAUGCGCAUCGAAUUUCUAUUGAAUGAAAAUUAGACGAGAGAGACGUCUGAUUAUGUUAUUAUUCGUCAUUGCAUUUGGCCAUGUUUUCGAUUGUUAUAUUUAUGAUAGGUUUAUCACUGUUCUAGAAAUCUGUUACGUGAUUUCUUAAAUCGAGCGCCGUUUCUCCAUGAUUUCGUAUUUUUUUCGAAGAAAGAAAAAGGAACGAUUAUUAUAUAUCCUUUUUUUUCAUGAAAAAAUCGAAUUUAUGGUUUAAUUUCGCAGACGCGAGCUUAGACAGUCUCGAUAAUUAGAUUCACGUUACUAUUUACCCUACAUUUUUAUUUAUAUAUUUUAUCUGUGCAUGAGUAGACAAUUAAGGUAAUUUUGCAAGUUAAUAAAAAUGAAUGGUAAAAACUA